Molecule: messenger RNA, 503 nt
Organism: Magallana angulata
Lineage: Eukaryota; Metazoa; Mollusca; Bivalvia; Ostreida; Ostreidae
Exons: 2
Coding region: 69-503 (144 amino acids)
Source: RefSeq, a predicted model, not a curated record
CUUUUUUUAGAUGCUGAUUACCAUAAUACACAAAUUAGAUAAUUUAUUUCUCAUCAAUUGAAACAACAAUGAUUUUACUCUAUGUGUGGAUAUUGCUUGUUGGAGAAGCAUUUAGUUUCAUAUCUAUAAAGGUUGAAUCUCCUGUUGUGAAGAUUGAUAAAUCAGAUAUAGACAUCAGGUGUAUCGUUGAUGGUACCUACCUAUCUAAGGUUAUCAGUAUUCAACUGAAGAGAUCUAGCAAAAGAGUUGUGACUGUACGGCAAAACAGCGUCGUCUGGGAUGCAGCGUUGGAAAAUAAAACCGGGGUCACAGUCAAUGCGUCAGUUAGCAAUGUCAUGUCAUCGUAUCUACAUUUGGAGAUUCCAAAGACAGUGGUCAGAUAUCCAGAGGACAUGGGGUCGUAUCAGUGCUUUCUGGCCGCUGUAGACUCACUCGGUGGAUUGGUAAUAGAUCACUCUCUGAUUGUGAAUAUAACAGGUCAGUACACACACAUGCAUGUAUAA